Molecule: messenger RNA, 3781 nt
Organism: Tuber aestivum (summer truffle)
Lineage: Eukaryota; Fungi; Ascomycota; Pezizomycetes; Pezizales; Tuberaceae
Source: the annotation of a GenBank genome assembly
AUGUUCGAGAAGUCUUCGAUUUCGGUGACUGGUGGGAUAUCCCUACAAUCCUAUACCUCUGUCUGGAAAUUCGCUAACAUUGAUUUAUUUUUUUCCUUCUAGUCCGGGUGCGUCCCUUCAGCAUUCGAGAAGCUGCUCAAGUGUUUGUUUACCCCAUCCCGGUAGUUGGGUGGGGGGUUCCUCGGCUGACGAAAUAUUUCAGGACACGAAUUGAAGAUUCACCAUCAUUUUUUGGCGACGGUUCUCUCAUUGCAGCGCCUCCUCCAAAGCUUGCGGGGAAAGGUAUUCGAAGCGUAGUCAAAGUUAUAGAUGAUCGUGUACUGUGCGUUGGCCCCCUUACCCUCAUUUUUUGCACCAAUCGGGGGUGAAUCUGAUUUAGUUGUUAGGGUAUUCGAUCCCCCGGAAGGAAAUCCUGUAGCGCGGUAUCAGAGGACGAUUGUUCCACAGGGGAAGAGAGUCAAGGAUAUGCGAUUUGGCUUCGAUAAGGUUUUCGAUGAGAGUGCUACUCAAGAGGAUGUUUACGAAGCUACAACCAAAUCGCUGCUGGACAGUGUAUUGGACGGAUAUAAUGCUACGGUGUUUGCUUAUGGAGCUACUGGCUGCGGAAAGACACAUACCAUCAGGUUUGAAGGCCCCCACCCCCAGCCUUCCCUUGGUUCUAACUUGAUUGUUCUUUAAAGUGGAACUCCACAGCACCCCGGGAUAAUUUUCCUUACUUGCGCAGAGCUAUUCGAGAGGAUCGGGUUACUAGCAGGCGAAAAGGAUGUCGAACUGACGCUUUCGUAUCUUGAAAUCUACAACGAGACAAUUCGGGAUCUUUUGGUCCCAGGCGGGAGCAAGAUAGGAUUGCAGCUUCGGGAGGACUCGAGCCAGAAUAUCUCCGUUGCCGGACUAUCAACGCACCAGCCAAAGAACGUCCAGCAAGUAAUGAAUAUGAUCUUGAUGGGUAACCAAAAUCGUACAAUGUCGCCGACAGAAGCAAACGCUACCUCGUCUCGGUCCCACGCCGUUUUACAGAUCAAUGUUCUGCAGAAGCCGAAGACUGCUGGGCUUUCAGAGAACCAUUUGAUGGCGACGUUGUCGAUUAUUGAUCUUGCCGGGAGUGAGCGUGCAUCAGUCACCAAAAAUCGGGGAGACCGGUUACUUGAAGGCGCCAAUAUCAAUCGGUCCCUACUUGGUAAGCACAUGCAACUUGGCCUUUGCUUAUGCUAGUUCUAAUUUUGAAAAUAGCUCUGGGAAACUGCAUCAACGCUCUCUGCGAUCCUCACAAAUCCAAUCAUAUCCCUUACCGAGACUCCAAACUCACUCGAUUGCUUAAGUUCUCGUUGGGAGGAAAUUGCAAAACGGUCAUGAUUGUUUGCGUUAGUCCCUCUAGUCAGCACUAUGAGGAGACCCACAACACCCUUAAAUACGCAGAUCGAGCAAAGAAUAUCAAGACCAAGAUUUCCAGAAAUACGAUGAACGUCAACAGACAUGUCAGCCAAUAUGUGCAAGCGAUCUACGAACUCCGAAACGAGGUGGAGGAGCUCAAGAAGCGAUUGGGUGAUUCUACCAAGGAGGCGAUGGGGAAGAUUGCCCGGCAAGGUUCUGCUAAAGAGAACUCAAUCAAGGAUGGAAUGAAGAGGCUGAGGGCGGCUUUCGAACAGUCCAAGGAAAUGAGACGUGAAAGAGUUAACGAUCUCAAGAACCUCAGGAUGGUGGAGAGACGGACAUCGGUGGUGGCUGCCUGGAUAGCUGCCUUUGAUCAGGCCUUUGACAGUUAUCAGACUGAGGAUCCCCCGGCUUGCGUGUUGAAGAUGCGUGCUGAGGCACAAAGGGUCAUCCUUGAUCUGCGUGGGAACCACCAGUAUCUUCAGCAAAAACUUGCUGGACCUAACUGGGAGAAGGUCAUCGAUUCUGCCCUACAAACUGGUCUGCGGAAUCUGCAAGCCUUUGAUGGAGUUACGGAAAUCGAUAUCGCUACAUUGACCUGCGAGGCCAAUCUUCUAAGGAUGACUGCUGAAAGAGAUAUCCUGCACGCGAUUGCCGAAGCUGAUGUGGACCUUUCAUCCAUGAUCCAUACCCUUUCGAAGGCCCACUUCGAGACUGUUGGCACGGUAACUCGUAUUCUGGAGUCAAACGUAACAGAGGAGGAAGCACUGGAGAUGGCUAAGAAAUCCUUAUUCGAGGUUCAACGGGGUGCGUCUGAUGCCGCUUCUUAUGUUAUCAGGCCGAAUGGAGAACUGGUUUCGGGCGAGUCUUACGAUGCAUACAAGCCUGCUUCGCCGCGGAAGAAGAAAUUCCCCCGAGUAAGCCUGAGUAUGGCUUCCCCGGCAAAGCCAUCCCAACUCCCCCAACUCGGAAUUAUUCAUUCUGCCUCGCCUGUGCGAUAUUCACCCCGGCCAGUCAAGGUCAAGACCCCGAAAAAGGCCGUCAAGUUUGGUAAGAAGAAGCGUGUGAGAUGGCAGGAUGAGACUGAGGAUUCGUCGUUCACUUUAGAAGAACCGAGAGGAAAGAGAUUGGAGGAGCCUUCAAUUCUCUACGAGGACUCGUCAUCCAUACUAGUAGCACCCCUGGAGAGUGAACCAUCAUUCUCAGCAGCAGGUUUCUCCACAGAGGAAGCGCCUGGGAUCAUGCAACCACCCAUCAGACCAAGGAACAACCGUUUAGCAGUAGGUUUCUUGUCGAAAAACAGGGAAUCCAUGGCGGCGGUUCCGCCUGCGGAGAUCCCACUACCCUCAGACUCCCCAUUAAGGUCGUUCGAUACCGACCAGGCUAUCAACAAAGUAAAGACGGACGCUGAUGUUUUAAGUGAUCUCAGUUCAUCAGACGAGGCAAAGCCCUGGAGAUCCCGCGCUCGUCCAUCCAAAAGCGCCAUGCGGAAAUCAAUCGCGUCGUCCACCGUCAGUAGGCCGGUAGGCAAACGGCGGAGCCCAUCUAGCUCGAGCCAACUGAGCCCCGAUAACGGGCUGUUCAAGAUCGGACACGCGCGCAGAAUGCUGCGAGGUGACAAGGAGAAUGGAAGUAUGACAACGGUGCUGAGUCCUAAGAGCAACGGCAUCAAGAUUGGAGCAAGGAGGAUGACUAUCAAUGGGCCAAGCAACGGGAGCUUUCGAAUCAGCGGUAAGAACGCGAUGCUAUUGGGUCAGAUCAGCGAAGGAAAUGAGAGGGAGAGUAUGGCAUUUCCUGGAAAGCAGAAUUGGCGCUAGACGUUUGGUUUUUUCUUUAACACGCGAGAGUUUCUAUUCUCUGAUGUUUGGCGUAAUUUGGAUGGAUUGCUUGUUUUAUUUUCAUUCUUUUCUCUUUCUUCUGCGGUAGUGGGGGAAAGUUCAUUGAAGUGGAGGUCGUAAUAUCAUCAUUAGAUGAAAGAGAUUGGUGGUGCUUAUGCGGCGCACAUUUGAGGAAUGAGUGUAGAGAUGGGAGACCGACAAUUCCAUGCGGGCUCUUAUCGUAUGAAUGCUUCUCCUAGGAUGUUUUUUUCUCUUCCCUUUUUUCCCUUUCAUUAUCAGUGUGGAUUAUUCGUUUUUUCUUUCUUUGUCUGCCUUACUCCAUUCCACAUUAUAGCGGCCACUCGCUUUGUUUUCCUUGUUUUUGUUUUUUCAAGUGGGCUUUGUCGACACCAUUCAUACCGGCACAGUACAGUACCUGCCGGGAAAGUUAUGUUCAUGUUUACCUUAGAUUCCGGGGGGGGGGUUGACGCGGAGUUAAUGUUUUAAGAAGCCGAGAGAAGGUAUUUUCUCUUCGAUGGGGGAGGGGGGGGCUUUUGGAAGCUUAAUUCGAUUAUAAACUUGAUUUGAACUGU